GUUUGCUUAAAGCGCACGGUGGACGGUGAUGCUUGCUAGUAGAGUUGAAACAGGGUGAAUGACCUUCGUUUUGCCGUUAGUUUAGGAUAAAUGAUGGAAGUAGACGACGUGUCGGUUAGAGAGCAACUUUUCCACAACAGAGUGCGAGAGACUUUUAUCUGUGUCCUCCUCUUCACCUGCCUCUACAUUCUGUCCUACCUCAUCCUCACUCACUUCAAGAAGAAUGCGGACUAUGUCACGGAUGACAUUGAAGAUGCAACCGCCAACAAAAUUGCGCUAUGGCUGUGUACGUUCACCCUCUCUGUGGCAGUGUGUGCUGUGCUGCUGCUUCCCAUCUCCAUCCUGUCCAACGAGGUGCUGCUCAUCUUCCCUCACAGCUACUACAUGCAGUGGCUCAACGGAUCGCUCAUUCACGGCUUAUGGAACCUAGUGUUCCUGUUCUCCAACCUGUCCCUGGUCUUCCUCAUGCCCUUCGCCUACUUCUUCACCGAGUCGGAGGGCUUUGUGGGCUGUAAGAAGGGGGUGAUGGCGCGGGUGUAUGAGACGGCGGUGGUGCUGCUGCUGCUAACUCUGCUGGUGCUGGGCAUGGUGUGGGUGUUUGUGGCCCUGCUUAACAACCACACCGCCAGGGAGAGCCUCUACGACAUGUGGGAGUACUACCUUCCUUACCUCUACUCUGCCAUCUCUAUGUGUGGAGUGCUGCUGCUCCUACUGUGCACUCCCUUCGGGCUUUCUCGCAUGUUCAGUGUCACCGGGAGCCUACUGGUCAAACCACGGCUGUUGGAGAAUGUGGAGGUGGUUAUGAACUGUGCUGCGUUCGAGGAGGCUUCACUCUCCAGGACACUCAACAGGGGUAGCACGGCAUGCUGGAUCAGUGUGAACGUGGAGCCUUUGAGGACGCAGUUCCUCAGUGUCCAGGCCGAACGAAUGGCCCUCGAGAUGCGUAGGAGAGCGUCACCAUGGCAGCGGAACCUGUUCUACCCUCUGGCCAUGCUCCUGCUCCUAGCUCUAACGGUGGUGUGUGUGUUGGUGGUGUGUUUCCAUGUUCUGGAGCUCCUCUUCGACGAGACUGCCAUGCCUAGUGAAAUGGGGGACCCUCGCCUGGGGACGGCCUCCUUCUCCAUGUUUGGUUCUCUGGGAGCAGCAGUGCAGGUGUUCCUUAUCCUCUACCUGAUGGUGUCGUCUGUUGUGGGCUUCUACAGCUCUCCUCUCUUCACCUCCCUGCUGCCCCGCUCUCAGGACACGAACCUCACGCAGAUCAUUGGGAACUGCGUGUCUCUUCUGGUCCUCAGCUCCGCACUGCCCGUCUUCUCUCGCACUCUGGGGAUCACACGGUUUGACUUGCUUGGAGACUUUGGGAGGUAUAACUGGCUGGGGAACUUCCACAUAGUGUUCCUGUACAACAUUCUGUUUGCUGGCCUAACCUCUGCCUGCCUGAUCAACACUCUCACCUGGGCCGUGCAGAGAGAACUCAUACGCGCCUUCGGUCUCCACAAACUUCCUCUGACAGUGUCCCGCACAACCAUCCCCUUCAAGCUCCUCCUGGCAAAUGGCCUGUCAAAGAUCCAGUGACUGACAUUCCCUUGACCCAAUCAACCGUCAUCUUUAAUCCUGACCGGGACCUGAGCCUCCUGGAUAGCAUUCCCAUUGGACCAAAGGCACCUUGUCUUCAGUCCUCCAGUCAAUCUGUGUCUGGAUCACCAGAAUGAAGAGACCGGAGUGGAGGAUUAGAAGUACAGUUUGGACAAUAAUGCACUAGAACUCUGCUCACUGACCAAUACAAGUUGACCUGGGGAACCAACUUAAACUGUCUCGCUUUUUGACUACAGUACUGGGGUUAUAUUGAAAUCACUUUGCAGUAAUCUGAGCCAAAAACAAUCUAUUCUGGAACCGCUAAAAGAUUCUAGAACUGAAAAAGGUUCUGGAACUGAAAAAGGGAUCUAAUCUGUAUCCAGGUUCUUGGGACAUGGCUAGACGGAUCCAACUUUUGUCAGAUUUGAGUUUUCGUAGCAGGUUAGGAGAAUUCGGUUAAGGAUAGGAGAAGGGUUGGGGUUAGUUAAAAUGCAAAAUAAUCUGCUUUUGACGUUAAUUUGACAAAAGCUCGAUCCCUUCUAGCCAUGACCGGGUUCUUGUUGACCUUGUGACAUCAUACAGCACAUCCUGGAUGUCCUAAUGCCUUAUGAGAAACUCACAAUGGGUUCGAGAGGUGGAGGUGGGACUGACUUACUUUGCUCUUUGGACACGCACGUGUAAAAGUCAGCAAAGCUAUUUUGGAACAUUACGUUGCAACUGACAUUUCCUUUUCCUGAUCUGGGGUUGAGCGGUUGAGUCCUCUCUCUGCUGCCUUCCCCUCUCCCCACGCCUUCCUCUCUCUCUCAUGUAAGACUACUAUUUUUGGGCCUCACUCCUGUGAAUCCCACUUCCAUGUCUUUUUAAGACGCCUUGUCUGUCUGUAAUGGUGUUGUGUCCGUUAAUGAGAGGAGGAUGUUUUUAAACCUGGGUAUUCUACAUGCCUUGACCUUCACAUAGUGGAGGAAGAGAAGGGGACAGGACAGGGUUGUGUUCAUUAGGUUACAUUUAAAACAUUUUACAACUGAAAAUGAGCGUUUCAGUUGUUCCAUUUGGUGCCUAAUGAACACAACCCAGGACUUGUUUUAAACUCUUAACGUGGAAUUACCCCCCCUAAAGAGGAGCUUCCUAAAUGCAAAGUGACACUCACUAGUGUUGUGUGUCCUGCCUUGGACCAAUCAUACUGUGAAUUGUUUAAAUGUUAUGUUAGUUAUAUUAACAAAGUGCAAUACUGUUUACUCACCACUGCCAGUUCCAAUGACUUGUUUUUCCUGGUAACUUUUAUAUUAGAAUAAUAUAAAUGAAUGAUCUCUGUAGCGUUGUUUUUAUUUUUAGAUCUUGUUUAUAGUGAUCCUGUGUCAUGGUUCUCCUUUGCUGUAUCAGCAUGUAUGUCAAAUUGUUUUAAUUGUUAUUAUUAGCUGUUAGACAGUUAGUUCUGUCCAGUUCUGUCGCCAGCAGGGGGCAGGGUCUCCCAAACUCACCGGCAGCCUGCUGAAAAUUGCCCUGAGGUUCGGUCAGAGAACCUUCUAUCCUUAGGGCAAUGGUUCUGUUCUCUUUGGUCAGUCAUUACGCAUAGUUUACUCAUUUCAUGUCAUGUCACUUAACAAGUCUUGGAAUCUAUUGUCAGGGGAGCAAACAUGUUUUUAUGGUUUACUUUAGUGCUCGACAACGUUUCGAUUUUGUAAAAUGUAUGUAUUUUUUUUUAAUGAGCCGUGGAGAAAAAGGACAAAUGUAUUACAUGUUUCUAUACAUAAACGGUCUUGUCUGAUAUGUAUGAGUAAUAAGACUGUUUACAGUGCAGUUAUAUCUUUCAAUCAUCAGGUCUCAUUGUCCA
This is a messenger RNA of Coregonus clupeaformis (lake whitefish), 3403 nucleotides long. RefSeq names its product limb region 1 homolog-like protein. The record is from RefSeq and is a predicted model, not a curated record. Bases 91 to 1572 code for a protein of 493 amino acids. Lineage: Eukaryota; Metazoa; Chordata; Actinopteri; Salmoniformes; Salmonidae. Gene Ontology annotation, molecular function: transmembrane signaling receptor activity. The transcript has 14 exons. Gene Ontology annotation, biological process: receptor-mediated endocytosis; signal transduction.